Rhea pennata is the source of this 1933-nucleotide messenger RNA. RefSeq names its product achaete-scute family bHLH transcription factor 3 (gene ASCL3). Lineage: Eukaryota; Metazoa; Chordata; Aves; Rheiformes; Rheidae. The coding region runs from base 1061 to 1615 and encodes 184 amino acids. The transcript has a single exon. Gene Ontology annotation, biological process: regulation of transcription by RNA polymerase II; developmental process. Gene Ontology annotation, molecular function: DNA-binding transcription factor activity, RNA polymerase II-specific; protein dimerization activity; RNA polymerase II transcription regulatory region sequence-specific DNA binding. The record is from RefSeq and is a predicted model, not a curated record.
UAACAAAAACAUCAUUACAGAAUGCUGAGAUUUAGCUGUUACAUAAUGCUGUUGGGAAGGCCUGUAAUAUAGCUUCCUAUGAGAUGCUGAUAAGUUAUCUUUGUAGUAAAUAUGUGUGAUUUAAGUAGUUACACCUGCUAUGUUGCUCUGAAGAGACGGUAUGUGUUUUUAGUGGGCCACUGAUUUACAGGUUUUUAGCAAUGCUCUAAGCACUGUGUAGAAUCCCUUCUCCUUAGUAAAAUAGUUUAUAACUGGAUGAAUGUGAUCAGGAUGUGGUGGGGUUUCUUUUGCUUUUAAUAUCAGCUAAUAAAUGGAUCUUCUUGUAAUCACAUCAAUAGUGUCAUAUUUAGUAUUCUGUACAUGUGUUUAAUAUACAGGUAAGUGCAGGAAUGUGGGGACCCAGGGAAAUAUAAGGUUUAGCAAGAAUUCAUGCUUUAGCCUGGGCAUAGUACUUGACAGGCAUAAAAUUCAGGUUGAGAUCCUUCCCUGCAAAAGCUUUCCAUCUACUAUAGACAAUGAGCGAGACGUCAAAUGAAUAGAGAAAAAAAAGUAGUGUGCUGUGCUGUGGAAGGCUUUUAGUAAGAGUAGGAAGUCUCUUACUGGAUUUUUUGGUUUAAUUUUUUGGAGGCAGGAGAAGGUACAGAGAACAUCUCAGAUGUUAGAGCAUCUUUUUUUUUCUGAGGUACAAGUUUUGGUGGAAUCUGAGCAAGCAAGAUCUGUGUGGGAAGUAUAAAGGAAGUUCCCCUUUCUAAAUCUGAGGUCAAGGGAGACUUUGCUGUGUCAAGGGAGGCUUUGAUGGCUUUAUUUUCUUAAAAUCUAUAGUGAAUUUUUAUGUGUUAUUGGUUUGCACCCUCCUGUGUGUUCAAAUGGAACAUGGUCUGCUCUAUGUAAUGAUCUUGCAACAUCAUUCCAAAAUGUUGCAAAUGCAUUAGAAGUCUGUCCUGGAAGAUGCCAAUAAUGCCAAGUGUUGCUAAGCCCAGCUGAGGGGGGGUUUUGUUUUGUUUUGUUUACUGUUCAAUAUCAGUUGUUAAACUUACGCAAUUACACAUCUCCAGAUUAAAUGCAGAACCUGAUGGAUGGCAAAAGCUACUGUAACUUCAUGGACAAGUUGUCCAUCUGUAGUGACACUCAGCACAUACAGCUGACGAGGUCUUUCUGUGCAGACCCUGUGGUUACAUUUCAUGUGUACCCAGAAGCAGCAAACCAGGUCACUUGCUCUGAAGAUCUGUCAUUCCUUCCUUUCAUGUCAGAGCAUCUCAUCACGGAAAGCUUCUACAGUGAGUCCUGCACCUUUCCCUAUCAACUGCCCCGCUCCAAUUACACCAGAAGCGAGUACUCCUACGGGCCAGCUUUCAUCAGGAAGAGGAAUGAAAGGGAAAGACAGAGAGUUAAAUGUGUUAAUGAAGGAUAUGCCAAACUGAGGCAUCACCUACCUGAGGAAUACUUAGAGAAACGGCUCAGUAAAGUAGAGACGCUCCGUGCUGCGAUAAAAUACAUUAGUCACCUGCAGUCUGUUCUGUACAGUGAAUCUGCGGUGCCAGAAAAGAGGAUCACGGAACCAAGCCAAGCACCCAAAGCGACUAACAAACAAAACCAGUUUUUGAAGACUAUCUAAAUUCUUCCAAACCAAGCAAAAGUUAUCCUGGCCAGGAAACUAAUAGCCACUAUGUUAUUAAUGGCAUGCAUGUCCUUGGUGCAUUUUAGGAGCAGAUCGUAUCACACAUCAGUAUUUAACCUGAAUAAAAGAGCUUUAAUUUCACAUAUACAGUUAUAAAAAAGGCAACUGAGGAAAUGACAUCUGAGUGGCUAAAGUUAAUUCAUGUAAAUUGGAAAAUGUCUACAAUUGUUACCAAACCAAAAAGGCAUACCUAUACAAGGAAAGUAACUAUAUACCGUCACACCAUACAUGUUUUUAAAUAAAAUAGAAUUUUUC